This is a messenger RNA of Nothoprocta perdicaria, 3189 nucleotides long. RefSeq names its product SMG6, nonsense mediated mRNA decay factor (gene SMG6). Gene Ontology annotation, molecular function: telomerase RNA binding; protein binding; telomeric repeat DNA binding. Gene Ontology annotation, biological process: nuclear-transcribed mRNA catabolic process, nonsense-mediated decay. Bases 64 to 3162 code for a protein of 1032 amino acids. The record is from RefSeq and is a predicted model, not a curated record. Gene Ontology annotation, cellular component: telomerase holoenzyme complex. The transcript is spliced from 13 exons. Lineage: Eukaryota; Metazoa; Chordata; Aves; Tinamiformes; Tinamidae.
AGCAGGGCUGAGGAAGGCAAGGAAAGCUCCGGCAACCGAGAUCCUUCUGCAGCAACUCCAGUCAUGGAGGAUUUCAGCAAAGGUGAUGUCCACAAACAGAACGGCCCAUUGCAGGUGGAUGAAGAGACGGAGACCAAAGGCGGCCUCCUAAGGCAGGAGACCCCCUGCAAGGAGCCUGCUCCGGGUGAGUGGUGUCCCAAGGCCAUCCGGAGAACCAAGAAGCCAGACCAGCAGAUCUACCAGCCUGGGAAACGCCUGCAUUCACUUGCCAAAGAAUCGGCCCUCCAGCCGGCUAAUGAAGACAUUGUCACUAAGAUGCAGCAGCUGAAAGUUGAGGGAGAUGAAGAGACUGAGAAAGCAGCUGGAAAAGACAACAUCAGGAGAAGCAAAUCAAGCAGAGGGGAUAGAGAGGGAAGCCUGACAGGGGAAGGAGUGAAAGCUGUAAAGGGAGAGAAAGGAAGACGGAUGGACCGAAGCGACAGGAUGAGGAGAGCGAGCGAGGAGCUGCUGCAGGGCAAGCUGAGCUCUACGAAGCGCUACUCGCGCUCCGACAAGCGCCGGAGCCGCUACCGCACGUGCAGCACGAGCUCCGCGGGCAGCAACAACAGCGCGGACGGAGCCCCGCUCGUGGACGGCGUGGAGCGGCGGCAGGAGUGCGCCAGGGAGCGGGCGCGCGCCAGGAAGCAGCUCUCCGCCUCCUCCACCGACUCCCUGGACGACGACAGGCUCGACGAGGCAGAGGCCUACGGCUCUAGCAGGAAUUCGGAGAGGAAGAAGCGCUCGGAGCAGAGUUGGGGCUCUAGGAGCGAGAGCGAGUGGAGCAGCAACGGCAGGGAAGCCAAGGGAGCCUUUCGUGUCACCUUCGACAACAAGGCUGUAAACAGAGACACGGGCCUGUCGGAAAUGGAGAAAAAAAAGCCCCAGAAGGCGUUUGUUAGUUGUAAGGACUCGGAGACUUUGGAAGCGAGAGGCCAGAGCAGAGAGCCGCAAGGCCGGGGCCGGGGGAUUCUGUUCCUGCCGGCCAACACGGACCUCUCAGCGAGCGCCGCCGGCUCCCCCGACACUGCUCACCCGGGCCCCCGGCUCCUGCUUGCCGGUGCUGGGGGAAAAGGGCCCCGGAGCCGGGGCCGCGGCGGCGCUGCCCGCAGGCUCUGGGACCCCAACAACCCGGAGCAGAAGCCGGCGCUCAAGAGCCCCAGCGCGCAGCUCCACUUCCUGGACACGGACGAUGAAGUGAGCCCCACGUCGUGGGGGGAGGCCCGCCAGGCCCAGACAUCCUACUAUAAGUUCCAAAACUCUGACAACCCCUACUAUUACCCCCGGGCCGCCGGCCAAGGCCCCCAGUAUCCUUACGGCGGGUACUCCCUGCAGUAUCCCAUGGGCCCAAGCAAUGGGGUGUACCCGGGAGCCUACUACCCUGGCUAUCCCAGCCAGGCCGGGCAGUUCAUCUGCAGCCCGCUCCCUCCGGCUCCCCUGAGUGCUGAGAUGGAGCAGCAGAUGCGGAACAUGCAGCAGCAGGAGCUCAGCAAACUCCUCCGCGAGGCUGCCAACCAGGAGCAGCAGCUCAGCAACCUGCUUUCCCGGGACCGCAUCAGCCCCGAGGGGCUGGAGAAGAUGGCCCAGCUGAGGGUGGAGAUGCUGCAGUUGUACGAACGGUGCCUCCUGAUGGAUAUCGAGUUCUCCGAUACCCAGAACGUGGACCAGCUGCUGUGGAAAAACGCCUUCUACCAGGUGAUCGAGAAGUUCCGGCAGCUGCUCAAGGACCCGCUGGGGGAAAAUGGGCAAGAAAUCCGUAACAAACUGCUCCAGCUUCUGGAUGAGGGCACAUCUUUUUUCGAUGGCCUGCUGCAGAAGCUGCAGGUGUCAUACCAGUUCAAGGUGGAGGACUACAUGGAUGGCAUGGUCCUCCGCACUAAACCCCUGCGAAAAAUGGUGAAGUACGCGCUCAUCAGUGCCCAGAGGUGCAUGAUUUGUCAGGGGGACAUUUGCCGCUACAGAGAGCAAGCGAACGACACGGCCAACUACGGGAAAGCACGCAGCUGGUACCUGAAGGCUCAGCAAAUUGCUCCCAAGAACGGCCGACCCUACAACCAGCUGGCCCUGCUGGCCAUCUACACGAGGAGAAAACUGGAUGCCGUCUAUUACUACAUGCGCAGUCUGGCUGCUAGCAACCCCAUCCUCACGGCCAAGGAGAGCCUCAUGAGUCUGUUUGAAGAGACAAAACGCAAGGCUGAGCAGCUGGAGCAGAAGAAGCAUCAGGUGCUGGAGCUGAGCCCCAGCUGCCGGGGAAAGGGCAAGAAGUCCACGUUCCGACAAGUCGGAGAUGAUGCCACGCGGCUGGAGAUCUGGAUUCAUCCCUCCCACCCCCGCUCCUCCCAGGGCCACGAGUCCGGCCGGGAUUCUGAGCAGGACAACGGUCUUGGGAACCUCAGCCCCAGCGACCUGAACAAAAGGUUCAUCCUCAGUUUUCUCCAUGCCCAUGGGAAGCUGUUUACCAGGAUUGGGAUGGAGACGUUCCCCGCCGUGGCCGCCGAGGUGCUGAGGGAGUUCCAGGUCCUGCUGCGGCACAGCCCGCCGCCCAUCGGAAGCAGCCGCAUGCUCCAGCUCGUGGCCAUCAACAUGUUUGCAGUGCACAACUCCCAGCCCCGAGAGUGUGUCUCUGAAGACUGUCGCUCUGUCAUCCAGGAACAGGCCACGGCCCUGGGGCUCUCCAUGUUCUCGCUGUUGGUGAAGAGGUGCACGAGCUUGCUGAGGGAGUGCGCACAAGCUCAGCCACAAGAGAUGGAGCAGGAGGAUGAGGAAGAUGAUAUCAAGGUCUCUGCCUUGCCUCAGGACCUGAAGGAACUGCUCCCCAGCGUGAAGGUCUGGUCAGACUGGAUGCUUGGCCACCCAGACACCUGGAAUCCUCCUCCUACGUCUCUCGAGCUUCCCAAACAGGUCUCGGAGGACGUGUGGGCGACGCUGGCCGACUUCUGCAACGUCCUGACCAUGGUGAAUCAGUCGGAGGUGCCCUUGUACAAGGACCCCGACGAGGACCUGGCCCUGCUCAGCCUCGAAGAGGACCGGCUGCUCUCGGGCUUCGUCCCGCUGCUCGUCGCCCCUCAGGAGCCCUGCUACGUGGAGAGGACCUCGGACAAGGUCAGCACCAUCACCCUGGACUGAACAAGGUCCUGCUCCCGGCUGGGACAC